ACAUUCGCCUAUCACCCUUCUUUCAUUGAUAUAGGCAAACCCCUUCCACUUCCUAACCUGAAGCAGCUUCGUGUUUUCUCUGUAUCAGGGGCCCUUUUCGAGAGCGACUUCGAAAAAAUCGCUCAUCAUCCGAUUAUGUCAAAUAACCUCAAGACACUUCACUUAUCUCAAGACCGGAUACGUUAUUCAAGUAUUCCAUUUGACAGCCAUAUUCCGGCAACCGUUUCUGAUUUGCGAUUGCAUGGGUUGACAUUGGAAAGUAUCGGAAAAGUCACUUAUCGGAAUAUCACAUCGUUAGACCUCGGGACCCUUAUGUCUACCAAUCGAGAAUGGGAUGCUCUAUGGGACAUUUUAUCUUCUCAGCAGAUCCACCUUCGUGACUUUGCUAUUCAUCGUAUCACCAGAUUGGCUCAUCAUGACAUGGACAAAAUGCUGAAUUAUUUCCAGUCCUACUCUGGCUUGGAAUCGUUUAUCCUCAAAGGGCCUAUAUGGUAUGAUCCAUCCUUGUAUGAUUCCUAUGCCAUCAAGUUUUAUGAAAAUGUCUUACCAAUGCAUGUGGAAACAUUGGAAACAUUGGAGUUGAAGCCGGAAUUCGAGAGUAAGUGGUGUUUUGGGGUUGACAAUAUAAAUGUUUUGAGGAGGUGCAAGAGAUUGCGGAGCCUUUGGUUAAAAGUGGAUCAUAGGGGAUUGGAACCGGAUUUGAUUCUCGAACGUUCGGUGGUUGGUACACUGUACGGCGACGGGAACUCCCCCAUGCUAUUUGGCUCAAGUUCUGCUGGAGCAUCUUAUCUAAAUCUUGUGGUAUGUCAGAUUUUGCCGUUUCUCUGCUGAUGCUCAUAAUGAUUUCGAAACCGCUCAGCACCUUCUACUUCAGUUGGUUUC
This is a messenger RNA of Lentinula edodes (shiitake mushroom), 882 nucleotides long. RefSeq lists its product as uncharacterized. The record is from RefSeq and is a predicted model, not a curated record. The coding region runs from base 136 to 831 and encodes 231 amino acids. The transcript has a single exon. Lineage: Eukaryota; Fungi; Basidiomycota; Agaricomycetes; Agaricales; Omphalotaceae.